This is a messenger RNA of Clonostachys solani, 1110 nucleotides long. The record is from the annotation of a GenBank genome assembly. Lineage: Eukaryota; Fungi; Ascomycota; Sordariomycetes; Hypocreales; Bionectriaceae.
AUGUCUUCUCGAGUGUCCAGGAAUCAAAUUGAGGCAGAUGAGGGAACAAGAGUAAGUGGCACCAAGAUUACGAGAUUUGAAACGACAUCUGCUGAACUGAUGCCCAUGAAGGCACGCCGUGAGCGUGGUCGACAAUCUCAGGCUGCCUUCCGCAAGCGCCAGGCGCAAUUCAGCCGGGAUUUGAAGAGCAAAAAUCACCAGCUCACACGGAGUAUUGAAAGAGUCCUUGAUUGUAUUCAAGGCGACGAGCGCUCAGACCUACUGGACGCCGUUUGUGAAAUGGCUCACACAGCCGGGAUUAAAACCUCACAUGAAGGCGAACAGGGACUAGCGGAGGGCAAUCGUUUCGUCAACUGGUACCCAAAUGAUCUGGCUGUUAGAACCAAUGAGGAACUGGAUGAUGAAUUCAGGUUUCCAGACAAGUCCCCAAAGCUACAUUACAAUGGAAUACGUCUUAAUCCAUUCCACUACAUGAGCAUCUCAAUACCACCCGCAGAUAUCGUGCCAUAUCUCGGUGCAGGCUCAAAGACAUUUGCAGGUAGACUGUUCUGGUUCAUGUUAGAGCAUAGUCAAGGUCGGUGCGAGAACAAUCACGAAGGGCCGGUAGACUUCCAUCAGAGGAUUGCUGGUCACUCUCAAGCAAUGGAAGGAGUGAGUCUAUCAUUUGCCAAAACGAUGGUAGAGGCAAGGUUACAACACAGACGUACGGGAUUUGUUGCUGCAGAAAUUGCUUCAGCAGCAGAGCUAGACUUGGCUAUGGUCAUCUGCACAAAGGUGCAGGAAGAAUAUGAAAAGAAGGGAGAUAACAUGGCACAGUGGAUGUCCUGCCAGGCUGUUGAGGAGCACAUUCAAGAGAUCCUCGGUGAGGAUACAUUCACCAGGCUCCAGGGGGCCUUUUUAGAAGACGGGCAUCCGUUUGCGAGAAAAGAGGUCGAGAAACUCUAUUGCAAGUUGUUUGAUACAUUCGUGUGUUUUGGGGAUGGCCCAAGGUGGACGAUUCACACUGUCAAUGAGCUGGUCUUUGAAUGGAUCAUGUCGGCUUUUGAAGCAACAGAGAAGAGGUACUUGGCUGGGGAUUUUGACACGGAACGUACUUUGUUUUCUUCAUAA